Molecule: messenger RNA, 1023 nt
Organism: Botrytis sinoallii
Lineage: Eukaryota; Fungi; Ascomycota; Leotiomycetes; Helotiales; Sclerotiniaceae
Exons: 4
Coding region: 131-655 (174 amino acids)
Biological process (GO): proton motive force-driven ATP synthesis
Molecular function (GO): proton transmembrane transporter activity
Source: RefSeq, a predicted model, not a curated record
ACCAGGCUGAAAGUUGUGGUAGCAUCACGUGAUAUUGUAUUUUCUAGCUCGAACCGAGACUUGCAGCUUUUUGACGACGAAUUCAACACAUCUUAGUUCUCCACUCCCUAAUCAUAUCAACACCUUCACAAUGGCAGCCGGACGCAGCGCAGCCCUCAAACUCGACUGGGCCAAAGUUUCCCAAUCCCUCGGACUCAAGGGAGCCACCGCGACCUCCCUCCAAGCCUUCAAGAAGCGCAACGAAGAUGCCCGUCGCCGCGUUCAAGCUCUCUCUGAGCAACCUACCAAAGUAGAUUUCGCACACUACAAGUCGAUCCUCAAGAACACCGCCAUUGUCGACGAAAUUGAGAAGCACUUCUCUACAUUCAAGCCAGCCACAUAUGAUGUAGCCAGACAAAUCAAGGCAAUCGAGACUUUCGAAGCCCAAGCUAUCAAGAAUGCAGAGGAGACCAAGGGCAGAGUUGACUUGGAGUUGAAGGAUUUGGAGAAGACAUUGAAGAACAUCGAGGAGGCUAGACCAUUUGAGGAUUUGACUGUGGAUGAAGUUGCUGCUGCUCGCCCAGACAUCGAUGAGAAGACUGCUCAACUCGUUUCCAAGGGUCGCUGGGGUGUUCCAGGUUACAAGGAGAAAUUCGGCGAUCUUUCUAUGCUUUAGAUGGAAUAAAUUCGACUUUCCCUUUUCUUUGUUACCCGCACUAUUGUAGAUAGGGACCGGUGAUUGAAGAAGCAAGAUCAUGGUGGUUAAUCGUUUAAGUGCCAAGUUGGCCAAUCAUGAAACUGUUUCCUCAAUCUCUUGAAGAUCUGAUGAAUUUCAUUGUUUUGAUUGAAUGUUGUUACAAAAAGUCGUCAAAGUAAACCUGUAAGGUGUUGGAACUGCAUGUAUAUCAUGUUCAUCACUCCUGGAGUCAUGAGAAAUGAAAAUUGGAAAAGCAAAGUAUCAGUGUCAUUCAAUGUACGAGCGUUUCAUAACCGAGUUAAAUUAUCCACGAAUAUUGAGAUACCCUAUUCAAACCUUCUCCUCAC